Molecule: messenger RNA, 4138 nt
Organism: Anas platyrhynchos (mallard)
Lineage: Eukaryota; Metazoa; Chordata; Aves; Anseriformes; Anatidae
Gene: GPSM1
Product: G protein signaling modulator 1
Biological process (GO): establishment of mitotic spindle orientation
Cellular component (GO): cell cortex
Molecular function (GO): GDP-dissociation inhibitor activity; G-protein alpha-subunit binding
Source: RefSeq, a predicted model, not a curated record
UACUGGUGAUGCUGCCCAAGUGGAUGGAGUGAAAACUGGAGAGCAGCGCGCGUCGUCCGAACGUGAAGAUGCCGUCAGCAUCUUCCAAACCCCAGGUCUCAGCUGUGAACUUAACAGCAAGAGCAGUCUGCAAAAUCGUGCCUAGCAGACCUCAGCCCCGCUGCUUCCUUCUGCCCGUGGGCUUGGAGCUGUGGGUGUACGUUCAGAAAAUGCGCAACCUGCAGAAGAAGAGAAUGGAGGCCUCCUGCCUGGAGCUGGCCCUGGAAGGAGAGCGCUUGUGCAAGGCAGGGGACUUCAAAGCAGGGGCAGCCUUCUUCGAAGCAGCGGUGCAGGUGGGAACGGAGGACCUGAAGACUCUCAGUGCCAUCUACAGCCAGCUGGGCAAUGCUUAUUUCUACCUAAAGGAGUACUCCAAGGCCCUGGAGUACCAUAAGCACGACCUUACGUUGGCCAGAACCAUUGGGGACCGCAUUGGAGAAGCCAAGGCAAGUGGCAACCUCGGGAACACACUGAAAAUACUCGGGCAGUUUGACGAAGCUGUUGUUUGCUGCCAGAGACAUUUGGACAUUUCCCAGGAGCAGGGAGACAAGGUGGGUGAAGCCAGAGCGCUCUAUAAUAUAGGAAACGUUUACCAUGCAAAGGGAAAGCAUUUAUCUUGGAACAUGGCCCAAGACCCAGGCUACCUGCCACAAGACGUCAAGGAGACUCUACAGAAAGCUUCAGAAUAUUACGAGAGGAACCUGUCCCUGGUGAAGGAGCUGGGGGACAGAGCUGCACAGGGCCGUGCUUACGGCAACCUUGGCAACACCCAGUACUUACUGGGCAACUUCACUGAAGCCAUCGCCUUCCACAAGGAGCGCCUCGCUAUUGCCAAGGAGUUUGGGGACAAGGCAGCCGAGCGGAGGGCGUACAGCAACCUGGGCAACGCGCACAUCUUCCUCGGGAGGUUUGACAUCUCUGCUGAGUACUACAAGAAAACACUCCAGCUCUCCAGGCAACUCAAAGACCAAGCAGUAGAAGCCCAGGCUUGCUACAGUCUUGGGAACACGUACACGCUGCUUCAAGACUAUGAAAGAGCAAUCGAGUACCAUCUAAAACACCUGGUGAUAGCACAGGAGCUGGGAGACAGGGUGGGAGAAGGAAGAGCCUGCUGGAGUCUCGGAAAUGCCUACGUCUCCUUGGGGAGCCAUGAACAAGCUCUGCACUUUGCAAGGAAGCAUCUUGAAAUCUCCCAAGAGAUCGGGGACAGGAGUGGGGAGCUGACGGCCCAGGUGAACAUGGCCCAGCUCAGGUCAGCCCUCGGCUUGGGCCCCGGGGAGGAGGACGUGGGCACAGUGCAGCAUUAUUCCGGCUACGAAGCUCAAGGAGCCAGGCCAAAGAGACUCCAAAGAAACAGCAUGGACAGCUUAGACCUCCUGAAGUUCCCUUCCGAAAAGGACCAGAAUGGGGACAGCCAUCACGUGGGAGACCUGAAGAUCUCGGGCAAAGAGUUCUUGUCUUUACCUGCAAGGUCAAAGAAAUACCGGGAGCACCAACACGCUUCAGAGAGAAGGCCCCAGGGGUCAAGUACAUCACCGCUGGAUGCCAGCGAAGUCCGAGUCCAGGUGUCACAGUCGGUUGUGGGACCGUCUGUAGGGCUUCGUGCAGGCACAGACCUGGGAGAGAGGCUGCUCAGGACAUCUCCUAGCUGGAGGCAGGAUGCCCAGGAGAACUUUCUGGAGGGCUCGAGUCUGACCAAGAAGAUCAACCGGACCCCUUCGGACGAGGAAUGCUUCUUUGACCUGCUGAGCAAGUUCCAGAGCAACCGGAUGGACGAUCAGCGCUGCCCGCUGGAGGAAUGCCCAUCGGAGGCUGCCGAGGCAGGCGCCACACCAGUCCCUGCCCUGGAAGAACGGAUCUCGCAGUCCUCCCUGAUGGCGUCCCCGCAGACGGAGGAGUUCUUUGAUCUCAUCGCCAGCUCGCAGAGCAGGCGGCUGGACGACCAGCGCGCCAACGUGGGCAACCUGCCCGGCCUGCGCAUCACCCACAACAACUUGGGGCACCUGCGCGUGGAGGGGGACGCUCAGGAGCCCGGCGACGAAUUCUUCAACAUGCUGAUGAAGUGUCAGUCCUCCAGGAUCGAUGACCAGCGCUGCGCCCCCCCCGACUCCAUCCCCCGUGGCCCCACCAUGCCAGACGAAGACUUCUUCAGCCUCAUCCAGCGCGUCCAGGCCAAGCGCAUGGAUGAGCAGAGGGUAGAUUUGGCCUCAGCCCAGGAGGAGGCAGCAGAGGAGCAGCAGAGGCCUGGUUCCAGCUAAGAACGGGGGUUCAGGUGGGGGGGUUUGGUUUCAUUUCAGUUUUUUUAGAGAACUCCGUGUAGGUGGUUUCAAAGCCGAGUGCUCCUGCGCUUCCACAGACUUCUCCCAGGAGUGCCCCGAGCUGCACGUGGCUGCUCUGCAGAGGCAGCACCACAGAAGGCCCACGGGACCAGGGAGGGGUUUUAAACAAGGGGCUUUUUUAGGACGUGCAGCCACGGUAACACUGGGCCCAGCACCAGGGAAGGAGACUUUGGCGGUCCCUUUGCUCGGCACCUGAAAACCCAGGAACUGGUGCUGGCAGCCAGAGGAGGAGCCCGGAGCAGGUAGUGAAAGCCAGCCUUGAUGUCCUUUAUUUCCAGAACACUUUUAAUUUAACGGGGGAAGGGAAGAGCACCUUUUUCAUUUUUCAAGUCCUCCUGUCUCGUUUGCAUCACGAGGUGACGGAUUGCUCUGGAUCCUUUCCUGGAAUCUCUUGCUCAACUUUGAUCUUUCUAGAGGAGGAAAUGAGCUCAGGUCAGCGGCAACACAGCUCCUUUCAACCCUGAGCCCUGGUCCCCCCACUUUGAGGUUUGUUCUGGGGUUGCUGUGAACUCUGGGGGCCCUGCGCUGUCCCUCCCCUUCGCUUCCCCAGCUGCUCCUGUGCAGAGCUGUACUGCAACCUCCUGAGCAGGACCCAAGGCUCUCCCACCCAUAGCUUCAGUGGAAUUUGGAGACCCCCUGCCUGGGACAAAGCCUGAAAGGUAACUGCCAGCUGUGCAGCCCCAAGGAAGGGAGGAAGAAGGUCUCUGCCCAUCUGCUCAGCACAGAAAACAAACAGGCAACGCAUCGCUUCUGCUGCAGCUGGGCCAGAAGCCUCGUACAGGAUUGAACUGAGUGCCCGAGGCAGAAACCUGCACUGGGCACUGAGCUGCUGCGAGAGCUACAAAGCCUUCUGGUCACGGCUUGCGAUGCUCCCUCGUGCCCAGCAGCAGUGGGGGCCAGCAGCCCUGCCCUCCGCCUUGUUCCUCCUGACAGCAGGGCUGUGCUGCUGCCUGCCCCGCAGAGCUGCUCCCACACGGAUCUGCGUUUACUUACAUUUCCUUCUGGUGAAACUGGGAAAGCGAGCCCGGAGAGGAGGCCAGCAGCCAUCUCCUUCGAGGAGGUGGAAUGGUUUUUUCUUUGCUUGACCUGAGAGGCAAUCUUGGACUUGAGCACCUCCAGCAAUGAGGUCUGCCAAAGCAGGUGUGUUCCUACGGAGCACAAAUCAGCACUUUCUGACUGAAACGCAUUUGACGGAAACAUUUCCAACCAGCAGUUGAGAUUUUUAGACCAGUGAUGCUGCUCGUCGGGCACUCAACCUGCCUGCGCUGAACAUUUGGAGGGGAAGCUGUGUUUUGCCUGCCACCAGGGAGCACUCACCUGCUGCGUGCAUCGCUGGGCUGAGGCUCAGCCUCCUGCCUGGGGCAGGUCGGAGCUCUGGAGCCAAGCCAGGAGGACCUGCCCGCCACCUACGCACCCACCUCGCCUGCAUUUGUCCAGAGGAAGACAGCGCCGAGGAUGCCAAUGACUUCUUGAGCAGCUGCAGGCCCCGGGCUGUGCAGCUCAGCCAGGUGGCGAACUGGAAUCUGACCAUGAAGCUUUCAGAGGUGUUAAUUAUUUGCCAUAUACUUGAAUGUAUUGAGCUUAUUUAUUUUUUACAUGUGCAUUUGCUAAUGUCAUUUUGAUGGGGAAUUUCCAACCCACAGGUACUUUUUUUCUAAAAAAUAAUCUGCCAAAUGAAUUAAUAUAUUAGAAAUGAAUACAGCGCGAGGGAAAGGGGGGGGUUGUGCUUAAUAAAUAUUUGUGUCUAAGCUUCAGUGACA